Molecule: messenger RNA, 3241 nt
Organism: Patella vulgata (common limpet)
Lineage: Eukaryota; Metazoa; Mollusca; Gastropoda; Patellidae
Product: sulfotransferase 1B1
Exons: 6
Coding region: 577-1494 (305 amino acids)
Biological process (GO): sulfation
Cellular component (GO): cytoplasm
Molecular function (GO): sulfotransferase activity
Source: RefSeq, a predicted model, not a curated record
AGAUUUAUAUGGAUAGGCCUUAGCACUUUAUUUAACCUUGUCGUCAUUUCUAGGAAUCAAUUUGAUUACGUAAUAUCUUCUUGACUGAUAUGGAGGUCAGUCAGCCUAUUAUAUCUUACUUGUCAAAUCAUUGUUCAAAAAGAGAAAAAAGAGAGCGUCCAAGUAGAUAAGACGCGAGAGUGUCAAUAAACGUUGACAUAUAAUGCAGGCAAACCUGUGUGAAUAGGAUAAGCUAUGUGAUAAAACAGCAGAGUUAUCUGUUAGUGUUAUUAGAAACGUUUAAUAGGUUGAUUCUAUUUACGAUUCGGAAAGUUUACAUCUAUCUAUUUUUACAUAUCUAGUUUGUGUUCCAUUGACUGUUAAAGAUCUACUGUGUAUACGUGCGUAGAUAACAACUAGGUCGAUAUAAGAAGUGUUGAUACUGACUGAGACAGAGAUUACCUCGUAGCUGCGUACUUGUUCUGAUAGUACACUAUUCGCGUUUUUCUUACUUGUCGAUUAAAUGGAUAAUUGUAGCGGUUAAUUCUGGAUAUGUGUAACAGGAAUGUGAAUUGAUAGAAUAUCGAAUAGAUUGUUAUGUUCUCUAUUGAGAGAAUACCAGAUAGUGAAGGGUCUACUAUAAAAUUAGGGGUGGUAGAUGAAGGCUACACAGCACCAUGGCCCGUUAUGGCAGAACAGGCCAAUCGAGUUCUAAAUCUAACAUUUAAUUCCAAUGACGUCAUUCUAGCUGGUUAUGCUAAAUCUGGAACACAUUGGGUUUGGGAAAUCUUAUCUAUGUUAAUGAAAGGUAGAGCAGAGCCAACUCAAUCCACCAAAGAAAUGCUCAUGUUUAGUUUCGGAACACAAGAAGGAUUUGAUCAAAUUCCUUCACCUCGGAUAUUUAAUAGCCAUGCUCCUUAUAAUGGAAUGCCUUAUGUGUUAAGACCGAACGUGUGUAAGGCCAAAAUAAUAUACCUCUUAAGAAAUCCUAAAGACGUUUGCGUGUCAUUUUACCACCAUCUUCGUUGUGCAAAAGAUUUUGAUUACCACGGGUCAUGGAAUGGUUUUUAUUCGCUAUUUAUUCAGGGAAAGCUUCCUGGUGGUUCGUGGUUUGAUCACAUUGUGGGCUGGCAAGAAGCGAUAGAGUCUACAACAGAUAGUCCUAUAUUACCAGUAUUUUAUGAAGAUCUCAAGCAGAACUGUAGUUAUCAGAUUAAAAGAAUGUCUGAGUUUCUAGGGUUUAAUUAUAAUAAUGAUUUAUUCGAAGAAAUAACUGAAAAAUGUAAGCUGGAAAAUAUGAGAGCAAACGACCAGAAGUUGAAAGAACAAUAUCCUUUACACACAUCUGAAGAUGGUAACAACUUUAUAUUUAGGAAAGGUAUUGUCGGUGAUUGGAAAAAUUGGUUUACAGUUUCACAAAAUGAGGAGUUUGACCAAAUCACCCAAAAACGAUUACGUGGAACGAACUUAAAAUUUCUAUAUUCCAUAGAUGAUAAACAAAACUUUCAAAAUUGAGAUCUACCUAUUUACUUAAGUGUUACCGGUGACCUCUUGUCGUUAGACCACAGACUGGGAUAAUCCAUUUAUCAGAUUUCCCAAAUGUCCAUUUCCUUUUGAAACUUGUUAUUCUUUUAUACCCCGUUAAGAUUUAAUGUUUUUAUUGACGAUAAUAUGCCUUAGUUGAAGGUCUAAUUAACUUAAAGAAUUGCCCAAAGCUUCUGAAAGAAAGUGAUACGUGAUCUUGUAAAAAUAAGAAAGUGACUCUUGCUCUAUUCUCGGGGGAAAUAUAAGGGCGUUUCAACACAAAGUUGUAUGGAGUUGCCCCGGCUAGUGAGAAAUACCUGUUACCGAAUCAAACCUUCGUUAUCAAUAAAAUACAGAGGAAUAACUUGCUUUACUGUUUGGUUAGUUUCAAAAUCUAGCAAAUUAGACACAAGUAUAUAACGACAAGCAUAAUUUGUUAUUGGAUAUAAUAUGUAUUAUUACUUUAUAGAAAAUAUUCUGGGGCAAGGACAAUUCUUGGGAAUACCAUAUUCUCAUUUUUAAUCAAUCGAUUGUUAUUACAAGACCACGGGAACGUUUGGGUUUGUUUGUUUUAUUUCGACUUGAUCAUGAGAACGUAUAGAAACUCAUGGCCUUAAAUUUGCUAAAUCUACAAUAAAAACAAAACCCCACGAAGAAUUUAGAUGUCUGUUGUACGACGGCCAAAACGUUUGACUGUAGUAAUCAAACCAGGUGAACAUAUCAUGCCUUUUAUCAACCUUUGUGUGGUGAUAGGGUCCGAAUUUUAUUAUAUAUAUAUUAGAUUGUGUUGUAAGAAACUGGAUCAAAUAACUAACUUCUUUGAUCAUUUUAGUUUCGGGGGUACGCUCUUCUUGAAUUUAUUAAUAUUGAUAAUGGACGAGAGCCAAGAUGGCUGACAGUAGGAAUCACACAAAACGAUGAUCAUUUCAUGACUUGACAAUAUUUAUAAGGUUUUGCUAUUGUCUUUCAUGUAGAUUAAGGUUAAGAUUCAGGAUUAAAUAACUAACAGUUUAGGAUCCUGCAGGUUCUUUGUUCGUUUUAUGUACGAAGGGGAAGUAACACUUUUCUGGAUAUAUUUUAAUUUAUUAAUGUUGACAAUGAACGAAAUCCGUUUAUGUUUUGUGCCAACUUGAGGAUAGCAUCCCGUGUUUUUGGGUCCUAUACAUCAACAGCACAAUAGGGAUCAACCCUCAACGUCGCCUAUAACAUAUACAAGUUUAAUUUUACCAGAGGUUGUGAUAUAAUAUAUCUAACUACUAACAAUUUAAUAUACAUGUAAAUCUCCUUUAAUCACCAUUUCAUAUUUCAUGCUAAGCAUAUAGUUUCGUGGAUCAUAUGUUGUCGCCGUUUUUAGCUCAGUAUUAGACUUGAUUACAUAUCCAAUAAUAAAUGUCUAUUUGUACACCCCCCAUCCUCGUCUAAAAAUAACGUUCACAAUUAUAUUAUUUUCAGAUGUAAAUAAUGUCUCAUAUUAACAAAGUUAUUAAAAUCUACAGCUUAAGAUGUGGCUUGUAAACCAUCUCCAAAUAAUUCAAAUUCCCUAUUUUUGCAUUCAAUAUCCGCUACUCUAAAUCCAUAUUGAAAUUAUGGUUGAGCAUUUGCCCUGUUUGUGUUAAAAUCCCAAACUUUCAUAGUGAUAAAUCUAACGUCCAUUUAAAUGCAAAAUGGUUAUACUGUAUUUUGUUGUGUUUGUAAAACAUAUUCCGAUUAAAUCAUCGAAUAAAGAAAUUAUUCUGUC